AUGACAGACACGACUGAAGAUCUCACCCAACUCAACACGGCAAUUGUCCGAGUAUCGAAAGAAGUCCUGAUAUCACUGCUCUGGAAAAUAUGUGAAACGAAUCCAUCAGCUAGAGACUUCGCGAAAGGCCAUCUCUUUGUCCACGAAAAUGAAGUCCCUCAACCAAUGCCAGCAACUACUACUGGUCCCAAGAGGAUGAGAACGCGCUACGCGAACUGCAUCAAUUGCAAGGAAGAGUUUGACGUCUCCGAAAAUACUAAGAAGAGCUGUUCCUACCAUCCGGAUCUUGCCAUGCCGGAUUAUGACAUGUGGCCUGACCAUGAUGAAAAUUGCCAUGGACCGAUUGACACGGAGGAAAAUCAAAGAAAUUAUCCAGGAUCGUUCAUCUAUCAAUGUUGCGAACGCUAUGGUGAUGAAGACCCUUGUGUUACGGAUUGGCAUAGAGAGCGCAAGUACGAUUAUGAGACCGCGAAAAGGCAGAGGUUCUAA
Messenger RNA from Penicillium subrubescens, 489 nucleotides. RefSeq lists its product as uncharacterized. The coding region runs from base 1 to 489 and encodes 162 amino acids. NCBI's taxonomy places the organism in Eukaryota, Fungi, Ascomycota, Eurotiomycetes, Eurotiales, Aspergillaceae. The record is from RefSeq and is a predicted model, not a curated record. The transcript is spliced from 2 exons.